AUGGCCAAGAGUAGCCGCAGUAAGGUCAAGAGGAAGUUUAGAGCGGCAAAGCGCCAUAAGAUUAAACCAAAGUCAGUUGCUUUGCUUAAGAAGGUCAUAAAUAUGCCCGUCGGUGGUACAGGUCUGCCUUAUGUUGAUGCAUCAAAGGCAGAAGUAAUUGAGGUUGUAAAGAAGGAGGAUGUGGGGACCAAAAUCACUAAAAAGCCCCCUUCUUUAAUGAAUGAGCACGGGAAUUAUCCUAUAUGGAUGAAUAAGAAAGAGAUGCGUCGGCAUAUUGGUAGACGGAAACGAAUCCUUCGCAAGAAAAGGAAGCUGAGCAAAAAGUAG
This is a messenger RNA of Echinococcus granulosus, 327 nucleotides long. RefSeq lists its product as hypothetical. The transcript has 2 exons. The record is from RefSeq and is a predicted model, not a curated record. Gene Ontology annotation, cellular component: nucleolus. NCBI's taxonomy places the organism in Eukaryota, Metazoa, Platyhelminthes, Cestoda, Cyclophyllidea, Taeniidae. Gene Ontology annotation, molecular function: RNA binding. Bases 1 to 327 code for a protein of 108 amino acids. Gene Ontology annotation, biological process: dendrite extension.